AUGCUUACCGUGCACCAUCUUCAACGCAGCCAGAGCGAACGCAUUGUUUGGCUCUGCGAAGAACUCGGAAUUCCAUAUGAGCUUAAAUGCUACCCUCGCAGUCCGCUCUUUGCUCCGCCAAAAAUCAAGGCACUGACACACAUGGGCGGCGCUCCCAUUAUCACGGACACGAGUUUUGACCCAUCCAACCCAUUAAUACUCGCCGAGAGCGGUGCCAUAAUGGAGUACAUUAUUCACAAACACGGCGAGGGACGACUAGCUUUGCCUCCAUCUCACAAAAAUUAUUGCGACUACCUCUAUUGGUUCCAUCAAUCAAAUAGCAAUUUGCAGCCAAGUAUCUUCAGAGCUAUGCUACUCGGAACAUUGAAGUUGGGACCCGAGCAUCCCGUGCAGAAGAAUGUAGAGUCGCGGCUGAAAACGGUCCUUGAUAUGUUGAAUGAUCGGCUCAGCCAGGUUUGCUGGUUGGCAGGUGAAGAGUUCACAGCAGCGGAUAUCAUGACGGUAGUUUCCGUGUCUACUAUGAGGCUAUUCUACACGAUCGAUUUGACUGGCUAUGGCGGGAUUCUUGCUUGGCUACAGCGUGUUGGACAGAGGCCGGCAUACAAGACUGCCAUUGAGAAAGGAGAUCCUGGGAUGGUUCCAAGUCUGGGAGCUGAACCGCCGGAGUUGUUCCCAGCUUGGGCUGCUGCUACGCAGUGA
Molecule: messenger RNA, 699 nt
Organism: Talaromyces atroroseus
Lineage: Eukaryota; Fungi; Ascomycota; Eurotiomycetes; Eurotiales; Trichocomaceae
Exons: 1
Coding region: 1-699 (232 amino acids)
Source: RefSeq, a predicted model, not a curated record